Messenger RNA from Pedinophyceae sp. YPF-701, 2316 nucleotides. The record is from the annotation of a GenBank genome assembly. Lineage: Eukaryota; Viridiplantae; Chlorophyta; Pedinophyceae.
AUGGGCCCUCCAGAGCUGCGCGCGCUGGCCGGGCGCGGGCCGCGUUGCGUUUGUGCUCGCGUCGGAAGUGCCGAGCUUGCGCCGUGCCGGCGCCCGCUGCUGCGCGCGGCGCACGCGCGGCCGUGCGGGCGCCGUGCGGCGCACGGAUGGGGUAGGUGUCGCAGGAUGGAGCAGGCGCUGCGGGUGCGCGCCACGCCGAGCUCGCCGGCGGUCGAGACCGAGCUCGCGGCCCUCAUCGAGAGCGCGGGCGUUGAGUCGUCCGUCGUGGUCACGGCGCACUGGGACGACGGCGGUGGGAGGUCCCUGGUGGGCGCGGAGGUUCCCAACCCGAAGCUGGCCAAGCCCGACGCGGAGCGGGGCCAGUGCCUGCUCCGGGUGCCGCUGGAGGUCUGUCUGAGCUUCGACCUCCCCGGGGCGAGCCCGUCCGUGCGGGAGGCCGCGGAGAUGCAGCCGCUGCUGAGCAGCGACGCGCCGUGGGAGAUCAAGCUCGCGGGAAUGAUGCUCUACGCGGCCCGCUGCGGCGACUCAAGCGCCCCGGAGUGCGCCUUCUGGUCCACGUACAUCAACUUCAUCCCCCGGGACCUCGCGUCGGUCCUCGUCCUCACGCAGGACGAGCUCGAGCUCACCUGCGACAACCAGCUCCAGCAGCGAGCCGCGCAAUGGAAGAAGUGGGUGGAGCGGGCGUUCAGGGAGUACUUCGUCCCGGGCAGGCCUCUCGCGGGCGCCUGCAAGGGCCUCGACGACCUGCUCUGGGCCGUCGCGGCCGUGGAGACGCGCGCGUUCGGCGCCCGGGGCAGCGCGGCCGGCGACACGCAGGCGCACACGCUGGUGCCCGUGCUCGACAUGGCGAACCACGAGCCCCUCGCGCUGUCGCACCACGCGCCGGACCCCGCGACCAACACGUACGCGCUGUUCUGUUACGGUCCCGUCCCGGCCCCCGGCCAGGACGUGCCCAUAACCUACGGCGCGCGCACCAACCGCGACCUGAUGGAACAGUACGGCUUCUUCCUGCGCGGGAACCCGUCCGAGCGGAUCGACCUGCCCGAGGCGCUGCGGGAGGUGCCCCGCAGCGGGGGGAUCUUCGCGGCGGACGCGCACCCGGUGCGGCUGAGUCGGGCGCGCGUCAUCCACGUGCUGGGCCUCGGCGACGACUCGGGGGCGGAGCCGACGGGCGGCGCGCUCGAGGAGAUGGAGACGGAGCGCGCGGGGCGGGUGAUCGCGGCGGGGCGCUCGCUGCUCGCGAGUCUGGGGUGGGGGUCGAUGAAGGCGGUGCGCGGGCAGAGCGACGCGGACGAGGAGGGGCUGCUGCGGCAGGUGGCGGCGUGGGCGGAGGAGGAGGCGCGGGCGAAGCUCGCGGAGCUCGCGGGGGCGCUGGGCGCGACGGUGGAGGGCGCGGGCGACGUGGAGGGGGGGGUGUUGGUGCUGGAAGACGCGGUGGCGUCCGCGGGUCUGUCCGGCGGGGCGACGGCGGCGGCGGGGUACGCGAUCGAGAGCGUGCGCAUGCUGGAGGCGCUGCGGGAGGCGUGCGAGGCCCUCGUGGCGGCCGGCGUGGAGGAGGCGGCCCAGGUGCAGCCGCGCGACGAGGCGGCGCUGCUGGGGAGGCUCGUGGAGGCGCACGGCGCGGGGCGGCUGGAGGAGCUGAUGAACAGCCGCGAGGGCGCGGGCGCGCGGGGGGUCGCGUUCCAGGCCUGGGCCGCCGCGCAGGAGCUGAGCGACGACGAGGAGGCCGCCGUGCAGGCCGCGGUGUUCCUGACGCAGGGCAUCACUCCCCCCCCGGUGUCGACGGAGCGGUCCCUGUCGCUGGAGCGCGACACGAGCGUCGGCUUCUCGGUCGUGCCGGGUGAGGGCGAGGUGGAGCAGGCUGCGACGCACAAGUACGGCAUGCGCACCCUGGGGCCCGCGUCGCGGACGAUGCUCUCGCCGAAGGGAGGGCAGGAGGCGCUCGUGGCCGCUGACGCGCUGGGCACGUCGCUCGCUGUGCAGCGGCGGCGGUCCGCCGUCGAGCUCGUAGGGCGGAAGUACCUGAACCCGGGGGAAGCUGCUAUUCCCGCGACGGUGAACGCAGCCAGCCGGAUCCUGGAGGCGCUCAUGAGCAUCCCGGACGCCGACGAGCGCGCGGCGAUGCUUCCGGAGGCCUUUACGCCGCCCUCGGACGACACCCCCGCUGCGAGGGAGGGGGAGGACUUGCUAUACACCACCCCCGUGGUCUUGCUGCAGGCGGUCGACCUCGAGCUGCUGCGGUCCGCGGACGACGAACGCCGCGUGGCCGAACUGGAGCGCCUGCGCGACGACGUCGCGUGGUUCUGCGGGUUCUGA